Trichomycterus rosablanca is the source of this 9051-nucleotide messenger RNA. RefSeq names its product fibrillin 1 (gene fbn1). Lineage: Eukaryota; Metazoa; Chordata; Actinopteri; Siluriformes; Trichomycteridae. The record is from RefSeq and is a predicted model, not a curated record. The transcript is spliced from 66 exons. Bases 244 to 8883 code for a protein of 2879 amino acids. Gene Ontology annotation, molecular function: calcium ion binding.
UCUCAGCCUGGUGUCCUCACUCCACUGCUGCUGGAAUGAUUGGAUCUGUGUAGAACCCUAGCUGAGGACCCUGACCACGUCCCUCCUGGGUUGUUUUUCCUUCCUCCAGCAGUGUUUGGGAUCAUUUUUUCCACUGGACAGGAGGAAGAGUGCUGCUGCUGGUGCUGCUGCAGGGAGAUCUGAUCCGGAUCGUCCCCGAGCUGCCUUUCCUUACCUUUGAUAGAGCCUCAUCGGAGGAGCAGGAUGCUGUGGCUGAGGGUGUUGCUCCUGGGAUCCGUGUCGGUUUCUGUGGUGUUCGGGGUGCCUGAUGAUGCCAAACCCGAGCAGAGGGGAGUCAGCAGGACCAAACGCAGAGGGAACAUGGCACAGCUUGUCCUCAAGGGCCCCAAUGUGUGUGGAUCACGUCAGCAGACCUACUGCUGCCCUGGAUGGAAAACACUCACCGGUGGAAACCAGUGCAUCGUUCCGAUUUGCCGAAGUCCAUGUGGAGAUGGAUUUUGUUCCAGACCCAACAUGUGUACCUGCCCGAGCGGACAGAUCGCUUCGUCCUGCGGCUCCGUAUCAGGUCAACACUGCACCAUCCGCUGUAUGAACGGAGGAACAUGCGCCGAGGACAGCUGCAUGUGUCAGACAGGCUACACUGGAGCUCACUGUGGCCAGCCGAUCUGUGAGUCCGGGUGUCUGAACGGAGGGAGGUGUGUCACACCGAACCGCUGUGUCUGCACGUACGGAUUCACUGGUGCUCAGUGUGAACGAGACUACCGGACGGGUCCAUGUUUUGCCACCGUGAGUAACCAGAUGUGUCAGGGCCAGCUGUCCGGUAUCGUGUGCACUAAGACCCUGUGCUGUGCGACGGUGGGCCGAGCCUGGGGUCACCCCUGUGAGCAGUGCCCCGCCCAACCUCAACCCUGCCGCCGGGGAUUCAUCCCAAAUCAUCGCACCGGAGCCUGCCAGGACGUGGACGAGUGCCAGGCCAUUCCUGGUCUGUGCCAGGGUGGAAACUGCAUUAACACGGUGGGUUCGUUCGAGUGUAAGUGCCCCGCCGGGCACCGAUUCAACGAGAUCAGCCAGAAGUGUCAAGAUGUGGACGAGUGUUCCACUAUCCGAGGGUUGUGCAGUGGAGGCGAAUGUUCCAACACCAUUGGGAGCUACGUGUGUAGAUGUUCUGCAGGAUACGUCACUGCUCUGGAUGGAUCACGCUGCAUCGAUGCCCAUCAAGGAUUCUGCUUUGAUAGCAUUAUUGCUAACCGCUGCGCCAACCAGAACUCUCAGCGCAUGACCAAGACCCAGUGCUGCUGCACCACGGGACGCUGUUGGGCCAGAAACACGGUCCCCGAGGCUUGCCCCAUCCAGGGAACAGAGGAGUACCAGAUAUUGUGUCAACAGGUCCAGCCCCUGGGUCCCUGGGGUCCUGACAUUAGUGGACCUGACCCAUUUCCUGGCCUCCCGAGACCAGUCGGUCCUGUCAUUCCUGGACCAGGUGGACCUUUCAUAACUGGACCAGGUGGACCUUUCAUAACUGGACCAGGUGGACCUGUCAUUACUGUACCAAUUGGUCCUGGCUUACCUGGGCCGAUUGUACCACCACUGCGUGUAAGACCAGACCUGCUUAACAUCUCAAACCUGUGUGAAACCGUGACCAACCUGUGUUUGAACGGACGCUGCAUUCCGACCCCUGGAAGUUACCGCUGCGAGUGCAACAUGGGCUUCCGCCUGGAUGACCGCAGUGCCUGUAUCGACGAGGACGAGUGUGAUCGUGGUCCGUGUGUACACGGUCAGUGCAUCAACAUUCCCGGUUCCUACUACUGCCAGUGUCCUCCCGGCUUCCAGGCCACGGCCACUAGAACUGAGUGCAGAGACGUGGACGAGUGUGUUGCUAACGGACGCAUCUGUAAUAACGGACGGUGUGUGAACACAGACGGCAGUUUCCACUGUGUGUGUAACGCCGGGUUUGAGCUCACCGCUGAUGGCAAAAACUGUAGAGAUAUGGACGAGUGUAAGAUCAAUAACAUCUGUCUGAACGGGAUGUGCAUCAACGAUGACGGCAGCUUCAAGUGCAUCUGCAAACCCGGGUUCCAGCUCGACGUCACCGGGCGUUUCUGUUUGGACAUGGAUGAGUGUGGGACCACAGGAAUGUGUAUGAACGGACGCUGUGUGAACACCGAGGGCUCGUACAGGUGUGAGUGUAUGCCCGGACUGGCCGUGGGUCUGGACGGGCGCACGUGUCUGGACACACACAUGCGCAGUACCUGUUACGGUGGGUAUAAGCGUGGGCAGUGUGUGCACCCAUUAUUCGGUGCCCUGACUAAAUCUGGGUGCUGCUGUGCAAACCCGGAGUACGCGUUCGGAGAACCAUGCCAACCGUGCCCACCUCAGACCUCAGCUGAGUUUGCCGCCCUGUGUCCAAGUGGAGUUGGUACCACCACUGAUGGCAUAGAUAUUAACGAGUGUGCACUGAAUCCCGACAUCUGUCCGAACGGCAAGUGUGAGAACAUGCUGCGAACCUACAAGUGUAACUGUAAUCAAGGGUACGAGGUGGACCUGGCGGGGAAACAGUGCAUCGAUGUGGACGAGUGUUUGAGGAACAGGUUCCUGUGUGAGAACGGUUUUUGCAGGAACACUCCGGGCAGCUUCACCUGCCAGUGUUUGGAUGGUUUCAUCUUCCAGCCUGAGACGGAAGUGUGUGAGGAUAUUAACGAGUGCCUGUCGAACCCCUGUGUGAAUGGAAACUGUAGAAACAACGUGGGCAGCUUCACCUGCGAGUGUUCCACCGGGAGCACACUGGACGUGACCAAGACUCAGUGUAUCGAGACGAGUAAGAGUACGUGUUGGUUGAAGGUGGUGAACAAUAUGUGUGAGGUCAACAUUAAUGGAGCGACGCUGAGGUCGGAGUGCUGCGCUACACUCGGUGUAGCGUGGGGGUCACCGUGUACACAGUGUGAACCAGAUUUACACUGUCCAAGAGGACACAGCCGAGGAAAAGGAACAGUGUGUCAAGAUGUGGACGAGUGUGUGGUGUUUCCCGGUGUGUGUAUCAACGGGAAGUGUGUGAACACGGCCGGAUCGUUCUACUGUCAGUGUCCUACUGGAAUGACCAUCGACUCAUCUGGGAGAACCUGCAUCGAUCUGCGUACCGAGCAGUGUUUCCUAUCUCAUGUGGACGAGCGAUGUGGAGCGCCCAUCCCCGGGCGCCACCGUGUGGAGGCCUGUUGCUGUUCAGUGGGCGUGGCCUGGGGUCCAGAGUGUGACGAGUGUCCUGAAAAAAACACAGAAGAAUUUACCCGGCUGUGCCCUCGAGGUCCGGGGUUCUCUCACCGCGGCGACUUCAUCAACGGAAAGCCCUUCCUUAAAGAUAUAAACGAGUGUAAGAUGAUCCACAACCUCUGUACCAACGGGAAGUGCAGGAACACCAUCGGCAGUUUCCGCUGCAAGUGUAACAGUGGCUUCGACCUGGACUCCACCGAGAGGAACUGUACAGACAUCGAUGAGUGUGCCAUCUCCCCGGAUCUGUGUGGUCACGGCACGUGUGUGAACACGGCGGGUGAUUUCGAGUGUGAGUGUUUCCCCGGGUACGAGAGUGGAGUCAUGAUGAUGAAGAACUGCAUGGAUAUUGAUGAGUGUGAGGUAAACCCUCUGCUCUGUCGAGGUGGUGAUUGUAUCAACAGUGAGGGAAGCUUCCAGUGUGUUUGUCCAAUCGGUCAUCAGGUCUCUUCUGACGGAACCGCCUGCCUCGACAUUAAUGAGUGUGAGUUGAGUGAUAAGCUCUGUAGGAACGGACAGUGUGUGAACAUGAUUGGACGAUAUCAGUGUUCCUGUAACACCGGCUACAAAUCUACUGAGGACCUAAUUUCCUGCGUUGAUAUUGAUGAAUGUACCAUCCUGAACGGAGGCUGUGAAACCACCUGUACCAACUCAGAGGGCAGUUACGAGUGUAGCUGUCGCCGUGGAUACGCACUGAUGCCUGACCAACGCAGCUGUACCGACAUCGAUGAGUGUGAGGAGAGUCCGGAUAUCUGCGACGGCGGUCAGUGCACAAACAUUCCUGGCGAGUACCAGUGUCUCUGCUACGAUGGGUUCAUGUCCUCCGAAGAUAUGAAGACCUGCCUGGACGUGGACGAGUGUGACCUGAACCCGAACAUCUGUCUGAGCGGGAAGUGUGAGAACACCAAAGGAUCGUUCAUCUGUCACUGCGAGCUCGGCUACUCUGUCAGGAAAGGAACCACCGGCUGUACAGACAUUAACGAGUGUGAGAUCGGAGCUCAUAACUGCAACAGACAUGCAACCUGCACCAACAUGGCCGGCAGCUUCAAAUGCAGCUGUGCACCGGGGUGGAUCGGAGACGGGAUCGUGUGCACAGAUCUGGACGAGUGCACUAACGGCUCACACCAGUGCAGCUCUAAUGCAGUGUGUAAGAACACCAUGGGCUCGUACCGCUGCAUCUGUAAGGAAGGAUUUACUGGGGACGGUUUCUUCUGUACAGACGAGGACGAGUGUGCGGAGAACGUGAACCUGUGUGAGAACGGUCACUGUCUGAACGUUGUUGGAGGUUACAGGUGUGAGUGUGAUAUGGGCUUCAUGAAAACACAAGACGGACAAGCAUGUAAAGACGUUGAUGAAUGUUUGUUUGCUGAUGUCUGUGUGAACGGGCGGUGCCGGAACCUCCCCGGUCUGUUAAGGUGUGAUUGCAAUGUCGGCUACGAACUGGACCGCAGUGGAUUAAACUGUACAGAUGUGAACGAGUGUGCCGACCCCACCGCCUGUAUCAGCGGGUUCUGUGUGAACACUGCAGGUAGCUACAUCUGUAACUGCCCCCCGGACUUCCAGCUCAACCCCACAGGAGUCGGCUGUGUAGACACCCGCUCCGGUAACUGCUAUCUGGACGUGCGUUCCCGUGGCGACUCCGCCGAAAGUUUGGACUGUUCCAAUGAGAUCGGAGUGGGCGUGUCCAAAGCCUCCUGCUGCUGCUCAUUAGGAAAAGGCUGGGGAACUCCGUGUGAGGCCUGUCCACUACUCAACUCCUCCGAGUAUAAAUCUCUGUGUCCCGGUGGAGAGGGGUUCAGACCAAACCCCAUUACUGUUAUAAUGGAGGACAUUAACGAAUGUCAGGAGUUACCGGGUCUGUGUCAGGGAGGAAACUGCAUCAACACCUUCGGCAGCUUCCAGUGUGAAUGUCCUCGAGGAUUCGCUCUGAAUGAAGAUACCAGAGUGUGUGAAGAUGUGGACGAGUGUGAGAGACCUGGGAUCUGUGGUCCUGGUCAGUGCUACAACACCAUCGGAAACUACACCUGCAUCUGUCCUCCAGAUUACAUGCAGGUCAAUGGAGGAAACAACUGCAUGGAUAUGAGGCGGAGUCUGUGUUACAGAAACUAUUACCCCGAGAACGCCACGUGCGACGGCGAGCUCACGUUCAACAUGACGAAGAAAAUGUGCUGCUGCUCCUACAACAUCGGCCGAGCCUGGAACAAACCGUGUGAACUGUGUCCUACACCCAGCACCAACGAGUUUGCAGUGCUGUGUGGAAGUGAAAGACCCGGGUUUGUCAUCGAUAUCUACACUGGACAAGUGAUCGAUAUCGACGAGUGCCGGGAGAUCCCAGGAGUGUGUGAAAACGGAGUGUGUAUCAACAUGAUCGGGAGUUUCCGCUGCGAGUGUCCGAUGGGUUUCGUCUACAAUGACCGACUGCUCAUCUGUGAAGAUAUAGACGAGUGUCAGAACGGGCCGGUGUGUCAGCAGAACGCCGUGUGUCUGAACCUAGCCGGCGGAUAUCGCUGCGAGUGCGAGCGAGGGUACAGGCUCAGCCCCACCGGACAGUGUCUCGAUCGUAACGAGUGUAACGAGAACCCCAGCGUGUGUAGCCCGGGUACGUGCAUCGAUCUGAAGGGAACGUAUCGGUGCCUGUGUCCCAACGGCUACAAGUCGGCCGGGACUCCUCCCAUGUGCAUCGAUGUUGAUGAGUGUGAACGACAGCCAUGUGGUAACGGAACCUGUAAGAACACUGUGGGUUCCUACACUUGCCUCUGCUACCCAGGAUUCCAACUGUCUCACAACGACGACUGUAUCGAUGUGGACGAGUGUAGUUUACAGAGAGGACUGUGCCUGAAUGGGAACUGCAUCAACGUGGUGGGAUCGUUUGUGUGCCUGUGUAACGACGGGUAUGAGCUCUCUCCAGACGGCAGGGUGUGUGUGGAUGUUAACGAGUGCGAUAUAAAUCCUGGGAUCUGUAAUCCAGGAACCUGCCAGAAUCGGGAUGGUUCCUACCUCUGUAUCUGCCCUCCAGGAUACUUCCUCAUCAACGAGAGAUGUGAAGAUAUCGAUGAAUGUGUGGAUCCAGAUAACUGUCUGUACGGAACCUGUGAGAACACAGCCGGCAGCUACAAGUGUGAAUGUCCUCCAGGGUUCCAGCUCUCCUCGUCCGGGAAGAGGUGUUUAGACAGGAGAAAGAGUUUGUGUUUUACCAAGUUCGAGAACGGUCGCUGUUCCACUCCCAAACCGUUCAACACCACUAAAGGAGACUGCUGCUGCAGCGCCAUGCCUGGUCAGGGCUGGGGUGACCCCUGUGAACUGUGUCCCAGCAGACCUUCUGAGGCCUUUACUAAGCUCUGUAAUAACGUGGGACUGGUGAGCGGACCGGAGGACCAACCCGAGGACACAGACGAGUGUAAGGAGGCGUACCUCUGCCAUAACGGCGAGUGUAUCAACACCGACGGCUCGUUCCGCUGCGAAUGUGACGUGGGCUACACCAUCGACUGGUUCGGCUUCAACUGCACAGACCACGAUGAGUGCAGUGUGGGGAAUCCGUGCGGUAACGGGACCUGCACUAACGUGAUCGGAGGCUUCGAGUGCACGUGCGACGAGGGAUUUGAACCCGGACCCAUGAUGACCUGCGAAGAUCUGAACGAGUGUACCCAGAAUCCUCUGCUCUGCGCCUUCCGCUGCGUCAACACCUUCGGAUCGUACGAGUGUAAAUGUCCAACAGGAUACGUACUGAGGGAGGACGGCAGGAUGUGCAAAGAUCAGGACGAGUGUGAGGAGGGUCUGGAUGACUGUGACUCGAGGGGUAUGAGCUGUAAGAACCUGAUUGGAACCUACAUGUGCAUCUGCCCAGUGGGAUACACCCGCAGACCUGGAGGAGAGGGCUGCAUGGAUCUAAACGAGUGUACAGCGAAGCGGCGAGUGUGUGAGAACGGACGCUGUGAGAACACUUUGGGAAGCUACAAAUGUUUAUGUGAUGAAGGAUUCCUGCCCAGUUCCACCCUCACCGAGUGUAUCGAUAACCGGCAGGGCUUCUGCUUCACCGAGGUUCUGCAGACCCUCUGUCAGAUGGGUUCUUCUAACAGAGUGAGCGUGAGUAAAUCAGAGUGCUGCUGUGACGGGGGGCGCGGAUGGGGUCCCAACUGUGAGAUAUGCCCACUUCCUGGGACCACGCAGUACAAGAAAAUGUGUCCACGUGGUCCUGGAUACACCACCGACGGACAAGAUAUCGAUGAGUGUAAGGUGAUGGGGAAUCUGUGUAAGAAUGGACAGUGUAAGAACACAAUCGGUUCCUACAAAUGCAUCUGCAAUCCUGGAUACACAACUGACAUCACCGGCACCGUCUGCAUUGACGUGGACGAGUGUGUUCAGGCCCCUAAACCGUGUAACUUCAUCUGUAAGAACAUCGAGGGGGGGUACGUGUGCUCCUGUCCUCGAGGUUACAGCCUGCAGGAAGAUCGCAAGAGCUGCAGAGAUCUGGACGAAUGUUCCACUAAGCAGCAUAACUGUCAGUUCCUGUGUGUGAACACCAUCGGUGGAUUCACCUGCAAGUGUCCUCCGGGAUACACACAGCAUCACACAACCUGCAUCGAUCAUAACGAGUGUACGUCCGAGCCAGGUCUGUGUGGUCCUAACGGGGUGUGUCAGAACAGUCCGGGCAGCUUCAGCUGUGAAUGUCAGAGGGGAUUCUCACUGGACCAGGCCGGCCAGCGGUGUGAAGAUCUUAACGAGUGUGAUGGGGAUCAUCGAUGCAACCACGGAUGUCAGAAUCUGAUUGGUGGAUUCAGGUGCGGCUGCCCGAGCGGCUUCCUGCAGCACUACCAGUGGAACCAGUGUGUAGACGAGAACGAGUGCCAGGGCGGGCAGGUGUGUGGCGGCGCCUCGUGCCAUAACACACUGGGCAGUUUCCGGUGUUUGUGUCCGAGCGGCUUCUCGUACGCACAGAGGGGCGGCGGCUGUGAGGACGUGAACGAGUGCUCGUCCUCUCAGAACCCCUGCACAUUCGGCUGCUCCAACACCGACGGGGGCUUCCUGUGUGUGUGUCCACCGGGGUACUACAGAGCCGGUCAGGGGCACUGUGUAUCAGGUGUGGGUUUCAGCAGUAGUAGCAGUGGUUCCUCAGCAGAAGAAGAGGAGAACUCUCUCUCCCCUGAAGCUUGUUACGAGUGUAAGAUCAACGGCUAUCCCAGAAAAGGGCGGAGCCGGCGCAGCACCAACACUACAGAGGAACACAACACACAGGAGGAGCAGGAGGCGAGUGGCUCGGCCAGCGUGGACGUGGACGACUUCAUCCGCUUCAGCCUGAACCUCAGUGAGCUGAGCUCUACAGAUCACAUCAUGGACUUCCUGCCGGCCCUGUCCACCCUGAGGAACCACGUCCGGUACUCCAUCCACGCCGGGAACGACGCCGGGCUCUUCCGGCUCAGCCAGCGGGACGGCGUCAGCUUCCUGCACCUGUCCAAAAGCAAACAGCACCUCCUGCUGCCCGGGACGUACUCCUUACACAUCAGCGGCGCUCCUCUGUACCAGCAGGAGGAGCUGGAGGAGCUGGAGAACGUCCAUGAUAAAGACUACCUCAGUGGAGAGCUGGGAGACACGCUACACGUUCACCUGCGCAUCCACCUCCAUUAGCUUCACGCUAACACCAGCAACAAAGAACUCCGCCCGCUCUGACCAAAGAUCUCUCCACAUCAAAGAACUCCGCCCACUUCAAACAAAGAUCUCUCCACAUCAAAGAACUCCGCCCACUUCAAACAAAGAUCUCUCCACAUCAAAGAACUCCGCCCACUUCAAACAAAG